This is a messenger RNA of Diospyros lotus (date-plum), 1227 nucleotides long. RefSeq lists its product as uncharacterized. Lineage: Eukaryota; Viridiplantae; Streptophyta; Magnoliopsida; Ericales; Ebenaceae. Bases 1 to 1227 code for a protein of 408 amino acids. The record is from RefSeq and is a predicted model, not a curated record. The transcript has a single exon.
AUGGGUGGUUUGUUAGAUGACGCUCCACAUACGGAUGAUGAUUGUGAUAAUAAAACUGAUGAUAAUAGUGACGAUAGCGAUUGUGAUAAUAGUGAUGGUGGUGGUGAUGAAAGAGGAGUGAGUCCGGAGUACCCAGAAGUAAGAUUUUCAGGUUCACAAUUUGAAGAUAACCAUUUACAAAGAAACUGGAUUAUUCCUGGUGUAGAAAAUUAUGCAAUUGAGAAAACAAGACCCGAAGUGUCGAUUCCAUACCAAGGUGAUCUUUUACACAUGGGUGCACUCUUCAAAAGUAAACAGGAACUAAUUUUGGCAUUUGGACAAUAUUGUGUUGAUGUGAAGAUGGACUACCAAGUCAGACGUUUGUGCACAAUUCGAUUUGAGGCUGGUUGCAAGGAUGUGAACUGCAAAUUUAUGCUUUAUGCAAGAUGCAGACCUGGUUAUUCAUUUUGGCAUGUGGUGAAAUUUAUGCCGAGUCACACGUGUACUUCGGAUGUCUACGAUUCACAUUUUCGAAGUGUGAAGAAUAUUGUCAUCGAAAGUUUGUUCUUUGAAAGAGUGGCGGGUAGUGAAUAUACACCUAGAAUACUAAUGGGGGAGUUGCUGGAGCAACAUGGUGUGCAGAUCAUGUACACUAAAGUUUGGAGGUCUUUACAACAUGCAAAGAGACUUACUUAUGGUAAUGCAGAUGAAUCAUAUCGGCAACUACCCUCAUAUUUUCACAUGUUAAAAGAAAUAAAUCCUGGCAGUAUCACGGCAAUAGAGACAAAUGAAAAUAAUUGUUUUUUAUAUUCAUUUUUUGCACUCGGAGCUUGCCUUCAUGGUUUCCGGUCUUACAUAAAAUCGGUUGUUACCGUUGAUGCCACACAUUUGAAAGGUGAACACAAAAGGGUGAUAUUCGUUGCCACUUGCAAAGAUGGGGAGGAAAUGAUUUAUCCCAUCGCUUUUGGAUUUGGAGAUGGUGAGUCUGACAGAUCAUGGAUAUGGUUUUUGACGAAAUUGAGAAAAGCUAUUGGAGUGCGAGAAGAUUUAGUCAUUGUUUCUGAUCGUCACCAAAGCAUUGCAAAUGCGAUGAGUCAUGUCUUCCCUUUUGUCCCACAUGUCUUUUGUUUCUUCCACCUUAAGCAAAACUUGAAGAAACGUUGUAGACAACAAAAAGAUGUGAUGACUACAUUCUACCUUGCAGCAUACAACUACACCACAAUAGAGUGUAAUACAUACUUGGCAUAA